CUGAAAUGCCGCAGCUGAGUUGGCCAGCCGUGGCUGUCAUAGCCGUCUUCGGCGCCAUUUUCACCAUGACAAUACCCGAGACGGAGAGCAGAAGCAGCAGUACAUUUGAGCACAUUCGUCAUCGACCGAAUAAGAGUGCUAGCGCCAUCAAUAGUGCCACCACGUCUUCCUCUACUGUACGCUGUUCUGGAAAACGUAGAAUUGAAGUCGCUGUGAAUGGUGGUAACUGGAGGGCCAUCGACGGAAUGGAAGCUGAUCGUAGUACUACACAUAAACCUGAGAGGCUUUCCAUUUACCAAUGGAAAGAUACGAACAGCGCUGUUGGGGCAUCUUCUGAAAAGUUUCAGGGAGAUGGCAAACAAUUUGAAAUGAAACUGGAGUUGGUGGAUGUUCCAAUCAUCUCACCUGGCAUUGGAUUCAGAAAGAGGGAGGCUUACAGAAGAGGUCGUGACGAUAGAAGCUUCAAGGAGGGCAUUGUGGGAAUGGCUGGGGGUCAGAGAGUUUCCUCGGAUCAAUUGGAGAAGGAUGCAUUGUUGAUCGUCAAGGAUACACUUCUAACAAUGGACGAAGGAGAAGUCUUGUCAACAUCAACGGGGCCAUAUCAGACAUCAAAUAGUGAUACAGAAAUAACUAGAGUCAACCCAAAUACUUUAUUACAAGGUAGUGAUGAUGAAAAGGGAAAAAAUUCCUCGAACAACUCCACAUCAACGUCAAUAACGCUGGCAAUGAUACCCCACGUGAGGAGUGAAAAGCUCGUGUACCAGACUAACACCACAGAAUCUCCGGGCGACAGUCCAUUUCCUCCUCUAAAUGCUAUUGGCUCGACGGAGGGCACUCUAGAAUCACCCUUGAUCGUUUCUACUCAGCCCAACGCACCGGAUACCAGGUUCUCCACGGUAACCCGUAAAGAAAAAUCAUGGGAGGGCGAUGGUAGAAGCCAUUCGAGAAAGGACCACUCUAAGACGUCCAUCAAUCUGCUCGAGGGUCAGCCAAAUAAAAUAUUUUACGAGAUCAAGCCCUCGCUCAAUACAGUUAUGAAGGCUGACGACGAGGAGAGCAGUACGAAUAUACCUCUCAUGUGGACAACUAAACACAAUUUUUUGGGUUUUAAACUGCCAAGUGUACCGAGCUCCUUCGGAAAAUUCGGACCUUUCUUCGUGGAUGAGGUCGAUCAUCGGAAUAUCACUGAAAGAAUUGGCAGCACUGUACAACUUGACUGUAGAAUUGGACUUCUUGGAGAUAAAAAGGUGACCUGGUUUCAGCCCAAUAAAGACUCCAUCCGGCUCCUCACAGUUGGAAAUGGCCAAUACAGCGCGGACGAACGGAUCAGCCUUAAAUUCCAGUAUCCAGACAACUGGAGGCUGCAAAUCGCCUAUGCAACACUUCGAGACAGUGGAAUAUACAAGUGUCAGGUGGAAAUCGAUCCCACCAACUACAUGGUUAAAACAUACCACGUUUUCAUAACAGCACCCUCUCUGAAUAUAACGGACGAUUCUGGACGAACGAUAUCAGGGGAGAGACACCUCAAGGCGGGCAGUACGCUCAGGCUGAGGUGCGAGGGUAGAGAUGUACUUGAAAAGCUCAACGAAUCUUUACUAUGGACAAGGGGAGAUGAAAUUCUCACAUCGGACGUCAGUGAAAAUAGAACGACUGAAUUAGUGGGUGACAAGGAGAUACCAGUUAUAUCAAGUACACUAGUCGUUGAGAAAGCAUCGCCACGACAUGCAGGAAACUACAGCUGCAUCGUACCGGAAAGAGCCAAGACCACCAUAGCUGUUCACGUUUUGAACGGAGAACUUCCGGCUGCUGUACAUCACGGAAGUGGUGUUUCGAGUGCUGUCCUCAAUUUCUGGUUAAUUCAUCUAACUGUGAGCUAUGGAUUUUUGAGAUGACAAUACUAAGAAUGAAAACUGGGACGAGUUGUGAAUCAGCAAUGGAAUCAAAUGGAUUCCACUCCUCUCCUUCUGUGCUGAGGAGGCACACGAGGAUGAAAAGGAUCAACGUCGAGUGUAGAAAACUACCGGAGUGAAGGGAAUCCUGUAAUUCAUUUAUAUGUACAUAGGUGUAACUUGAGACAGUGCAUGCGAGAAGAAACGGAAGAGGGCAGGCAGAUCGUUGGUGUCGAGCUGGCACGAAAAUUUAUAACCAAUAUGCUUUUUCCCUGAGCGGAUGGGGCAUAUUUCAUGGGCGGAAGCUAGUCGUUUCCGCCUUCGACUUUUCCUCAGCCAUCGUGAAUCACUCCAUCGGUUUUUCUCUCAUUUUGUUACUCUCUGUAUUUAUUUUUCAUUUUUAAACGCUGAGUAUCAUAUCGACAGAUUCUUCCGCUGAGGCACUGGGGAGUAUUCUCAGAUGUUUACGAACCCCAUCAUCUCCACUGUUAACGAGACUUUUCAACUAUUACUGCGAUAGUUAAUAGUUAAGAAGCCUCGUUAACAGCAGCUAAAUCCUUCUAUCAGGGCGUGUAUUGAAUCACCAGCCGACUCUUCUACGAAGAAAGCCAUUUUAUAAGAAAGAAAAUCAUUCCACUGUUGAAGAAGGGAAAAAGUAUAGCUAAUUAUUGAUUUUUCCCAUCUCCAAUCUAGAUAGAUAAUUAAAUUUCUCACAGUAUGAUGACUGAUUAGUGACUAGUGUGGUUAUUUCCUGUUCAAUUAUAACAAUAAUGCGCCUGCGAUUCGUAAUGAAGGAGGGAGAUUGUUGGUAGUUGAAUGGAAAAUGUGCAGUGAAAAGGGAUGAGACACGCAAAGGCCAUUCUCGGGUUGCGGUCUUGUACCAUUGGAAGGUAUACCACGCCUCAUCUUGAUGCGCAAAAUCGGCUCGACCUAAUUAGAGCCGCGGUAACGUAACGCUAAUGGUCCAGGGCUACUAGUCGAUUGGCAUUCAUGGAGAACCCAUUGCCAACCACCUUCUCACGAUUAACUGUAACUACACAGCCCUUUCUCACUGAUGGGUCUUUACAGUCUUUGCGUAAUUAAUUGAUAUUUCGGGGGUACAAAUGAAUGACAGAAUUGUUAUGUAGUAUUUGAUUAUUUUAUUGUGUUUAACGGAGGAAAAUUGACUCAUUGUGCUGUUGAGAAAAUUGUGAUGUACUUUGGAAUUAAGAAAACGUAUCAGAGUGCUUAAGAUUCAUACAUAGGCUCAAGGGGAAUUAGAGAGAAUGAGGGGAUAGAGCACAGAGUGAAUUUAAAAUAUAUACAUAUUGUGUCGAUUUUAUCUAAUAAUAAAUAACAUUUACAAUAAGAUUAUAUUUUUAUAUGUAAAUACGUCGUCGUUCUUUCUUGUUAUUUCCAUAGAAUAAGUGACUAUUAAAUCAAUAGUACUUUUAACUAAAUGAGUCGUGUGAAAAUGCAACGCUAUAAUACAUAGUUAUUGACUUUGUUAUAACUCGGGACCAGCCAGCGAGGGGAUUUAAAUAAAACCUGUCACGAUCUGCUUAAAAUAUGUUUCAGGCGAACUUUUUUUCUUUUGAAUUGGACAGUUGAUGGACAGAAAUUACAGAGCCCUGAAUUUUGUUCUUCCGAUUGAGUUAACUACAAUUUUAAUGAAUUCACGAUUCGGGAUUAAUCUACAUACUAAAAAUACUGGAACAAGGAUGGAUUUAAUGGACAUGAAAAAUACCCGGAACCCCAUCCGUGACAUUGAUUACAACAACAUCGAUCGUGGCGGGGUCAGCAAAUUGUCAUUCAAAUUCCCAUCAGACUCUGUCUUCGCUGAUUAACAAGGUCUGUGUUCACAUUAGUGGGGGGGAGUCUAAAUGAGGGGAGAAUUUAGUCAGUUGAAUUGAAGUGAAAAAAUAUUUUACGUCAUGUUAAUUGCUAGGCGAAUCAAUAAUAACAUUAGCAUUGUUUACCCUGGAAUUUCAUUCCACAUGUGGACAGAUAAAGUUACGUCAAUUGAUUGCCAUUUUUAUUGACGAAAGAGAGAAAAUUGUAAAUACUCAUAUCACGUUGCCCCCCCUAUUUCCAACUGAAACGUAAUCUCCAUCUGUCUCUGAGAUUUCCCAAUUGAAUUCGAUCAUUCUCCAUUACUAAACCCUCUGAGGAUAUAUUUCAUAGGAAUAAAGCUCAAUCAUUAAUCCAUCAAUUACACUCGUAAUUCAAAGGCAUCCCGGGAAUUCGUUCUCCCUCCCUAUUUUUUCACUCUCUACAACAGUUCGUUCUGCUACAACUGACGGAUAAAAAAAUUCAAUUGGAAAAUUCUGUAUCGUCAAAUCAAUUGCUCUGAGCAGCAAAGAAGUAAUUUACGGCAUUCACGUUUUUUUUUAUUAGAAAAAACAGCUUGAAGCGUUUGAACGAAAAUUCCAUGGACGCAAAACGUGGAGAAUCCGUCUUUUCGUACAUACUCCACUACCACACGACGUGCCCCUGCUUAUAACGUCCAAUCUACUGCUACAAAUAUACGCCCGACGAACCGUGUGUCUCACACUCGAUCACUCGCCCGCGUUUGUCCGGAUAUCCUCGGUUCUUCUACUUCCGUAAAUUGCAAUUCCAAUGUUUUUUCCCCUCCCAAGCCUUUGAAAAUGCUUCUCCAGCUCUUCUGAUCUUCUUUCCAUCUUUUCCAUCUCGCGUGUGUGCGGGAGAAAAAGACUAGCUCAUACUUCUUCACAGCCCCCCUCCACCCCGUCCCAUGAUUUCGCCGUUCCUCUAUUCUUGAUUUCUCUUGAUUUUCCAGCGAGAGAAAUAACCGCUCGUAAAUCCACCUUAAUCAUUAUAUCAAGCCCACUUCAAUUCUCAAGGAGAUUCAAUCGAAUUAUUUCGUUCCACUCGACUACGUAAGAAAAAAUUACUCACGAAGUAAGAGCAUACACACGUUAUUAUUACGAAUAUUUGAACUUAUAUUGUAAUUGUAUAAUUGUUUAUAUGUAAAAGAACAACACAUCCAAGAAUUUAUCAUAAUGGACAAAUUUAUUAUAUCGCUUUGAUAUAUCAUUGCGAAUGAUGAUGGAAUGUUACAUGUAUGAUUACUGUUGGAAUAUGAGAAUGACAAGAAUUAUUGAACUACUU
Molecule: messenger RNA, 5000 nt
Organism: Diachasma alloeum
Lineage: Eukaryota; Metazoa; Arthropoda; Insecta; Hymenoptera; Braconidae
Exons: 8
Coding region: 6-1892 (628 amino acids)
Biological process (GO): synapse organization
Cellular component (GO): neuron projection membrane
Source: RefSeq, a predicted model, not a curated record